AACCGUUUCCGAUGGCUUAAAAAUAUUAAAAAACUGUACAACAAGCUUCACUUCACCUUCAUAUGUUGAAGAGAAGUAGUUUAAAAAAGAAAUUAAAUCAUUUCUCUUGAAAUAACGAAAUCUAACCUCGUUGAUAAUAUCAGCUGCGGCAAUCAUCAAAAUAAACAAUCAAUAAUGCAAAGUGCAGCUAAUCUCCAAUCGUUUGAGACCUUUCAAAUAAAAAAUGAAAUAAUUACAAUUGAAGAAGAUGAGAUACAAGCUAUUAAGAAAGAGGAGUUUAAAGAAGAUGAACAAUUUAAGAUCCAGGAUAGUCUACAGGAUGGAACAACGCUUAACUACUACUUUGAGCCGCAAGAGAAAUCUAAUUUCGCCAUAAGUUUGGAAGAUAAGACUGAUAAUGAUAAGGAAAAGAAUUCAAUUAAAAUUUUAUGCAGUAACUGCCCUCCAUCACCAAACAAUGUUUUUGAAGAACGAUCGACCUUUGAGCUCCACUACAAAAGAUUUCACAAAGAGCAACCAAUUGUAUUUGCAUGCGUCAUAUGCAAGUAUAAUGCCAAGAAAUUUAUCUUGUUUCGUAAUCAUUUUAAAAGACAUUUAGUUGGUCGAUAUCAGUGCAGUGAAUGUACAAAUUCUUACUCUCUAAAGAAUGAUUUAAAUCAUCACAAGUCGUCAGUUCAUGGUCGAAAAAGAUGUCGUAAAUGCAACAUGGAAUUUGAAAGUUUGCAGAGCUUUGCUGAACAUAAAAAAUGUAAUCAUACAUUGACUUCUGCUUCGAAAUCGAAAUUAGCUGAAAAAGAAUGUCCAGAUUGUGGCAAAAUGCUGCAAACAACUGGUGGACUUUUUACACAUCGUAAAAUGCAUCUUGAGAAGCCGAAAUUUCGUUGCUUAAUUUGUCAGAAGCAGUUUUUCCAGAAAGUUAAUCUUCUGAAUCAUGAAAAGACUCACAACAUUCAGAAUCGUAGUUACAGCUGCUCUCAAUGCGAAAAAAGUUUCUUUGAAAAAUCGCAUUUGGUUCGGCACCAAAACUUUCACAGUGAGUCGCGUGAUUAUCAAUGUAAUCAAUGCUUGAAGUUCUACAAAACUGAACGAUGCUUAAAAGUACAUAAGCAGGUCCAUUCCGAUCCCAGCAGUCGCCCUUUUAAAUGUGGAGUCUGUCAAAAAGGAUUCUUAUCGUCAUCAAAACUGAAACAACAUGCAAAUAUUCACACAAAUUCCCGACCAUAUUUAUGUAAACAUUGUCCAAGAGACUUCACAAACUAUCCCAAUCUACUCAAACAUACAAUCAGACGACAUAAGGUUGAUCAUCGAACAGGAAAACCCUUGGAUAAGAUUCCUGAUUAUGUGACUAACAAGAAAAAGAAAAAGAUCAUUGAAGAAACCAAGAAAGAUUCUGACGACUCUCUUCCAGCUCCUGUACAACCUCAAGAAGAUUUGGGUAGUGACAUUAAUGUGAUUCAGAUACCAGAUGAUGGCCUUGAACUACCAUCAACUUCUGGCCUAGUUAGAGGCUUCCAAUUUAAUGACGACACAAAUUAUGAUAUAUUUAUGGACAUUGAUGAGUUUAGCGACUUUCAACUUCUAAGUCCAGACAAAGACUACGAUGUUCAAGAUGACAUUAACGAGCAAGAACAAUUUUCAAUUAUCGACGCAACUGACCUUCAAUUCUUCAGUGAACAUCCAAACAUAAUUCAAUUGGUUUCAAGUGGUCAAAUCCACCAAAUUGUCCACAUAGUUCAUAGUCGUAUUGUCGAUACGGUAAAGAACUGUACCAUAAUGAGAUCGAGCAAUAUCUUAAUUUUGCUGUUGUCAGUUAUUGGAUUAACAGAAGCACAAGAUAACGUUGUAUAUGGUAACGUGGAUGGCAAAAGAGUUAAAUGUUUGACAUGUAGAGCGACUGUAGAUGAAAUAAGAAUUGCGCAGUCAAAAGUUGAUCCAAAGAAGAAGGCUGAAGUGAAAAGCGGUCGAUUCCAAGUAGAUGGAACAACUUCUGGUCAAUUGAUCGAAUACAGAAAGUCUGAACAGUACUUAACCGAGUUGUUUGAAGGUGACGAAGGAAUAUGUAAAGUGUUGGACGAUUACGCCAAAGCAAAAUAUAAGACUGAUGGUCGUUUAACUGUUCUAAAAAUGUUUGAUGAUUUUGGAAUGAAUCCUUUGACCUCACAAGUUGACUUUGUGCAAGAUCAAGAUUUAAACAAAAGUUUAAAACAUUAUUGUCUAGAAAUUCUAGAUGAGUUUGACGAACUAUUUCUCGAGUAUUUCAUGGCAGAUUCCCUUCCGGACAAUCUUGUAGAUGCAAUUUGUGUUGAGAGGUCAAAAUUAUGCAAAGAAGAUGACGAACAAGAAGAGGAAGAUGAAGCUGAAAGCGAUUCCGAACAAGAGAACAUUCCAGAAAAAGAACUUUAAGUUCAAGAAAUACUUCCAGGUGCAAUAAAAACAAUAAUUAGAAUUCAUUCGGUUGUUAUACAAAGUACACGUUGUACGUUUUAAACUUCUUUUUCAUGAUAGCGAUAAGAAUAAAACAAAAAUAAGAAGAAAAGAAUAAUUUGGUUGUAUUUAAUGAUAAAACUUGAAGUUUUUUCUUUUCACAGAAGGAAAAAAUCUUGAUAAGCAAGUAAUAAACCGAUAAAUAACAUUUCUGGAAAUUUCUUAUCUCUCAAUCGUUGAAUGAAAAUUGAUGGAA
Clunio marinus is the source of this 2680-nucleotide messenger RNA. Lineage: Eukaryota; Metazoa; Arthropoda; Insecta; Diptera; Chironomidae. The record is from the annotation of a GenBank genome assembly.